Messenger RNA from Phytophthora nicotianae INRA-310, 471 nucleotides. RefSeq lists its product as hypothetical. NCBI's taxonomy places the organism in Eukaryota, Oomycota, Peronosporomycetes, Peronosporales, Peronosporaceae. The record is from RefSeq and is a predicted model, not a curated record. The transcript has a single exon. Bases 1 to 471 code for a protein of 156 amino acids.
AUGAUCGCUCUCCACUUCCGGAGACGGUUGCACCAGUACAUUCGUUUCAAGUACGCGGAAGAAGGUAAGCUGGAACUCUCACACAAACAAACGAAACGACUCGGGGAUAGGUGUUAUCGUGUGAAGUCGGUACCCGAAAAAGACGAAGACGGUAAUCUCACUGGCAAGACGGUGGAGGCAUGGACGGAGUGGGACGAGACCAGUGACCCAGUGGAAACGGAGUUGCGGGUGUGGUUGGAGACUGUCCCUUGGCAGUGGCAAAUCCGAGCGAACAGCGCACACUUCAUUCGCAAGUUGUUCGACAUGUUGUCUUACAUGGCGAAGUUUGUGAACAAGCACCCGAAUACGAAGGGCGCAAGAGUGUACUCUCUGUCACCAGUGGCUACGACGUUUCAAUCCGAGUUCGUCAAACUGAAAGCGUCUACGCUGUACGGUCUCCUCGCUCGUCGUAUUCAUGAUCCUAAAGCUUAG